Messenger RNA from Lycium barbarum (goji berry), 671 nucleotides. RefSeq lists its product as uncharacterized. Lineage: Eukaryota; Viridiplantae; Streptophyta; Magnoliopsida; Solanales; Solanaceae. The record is from RefSeq and is a predicted model, not a curated record. The coding region runs from base 141 to 656 and encodes 171 amino acids. The transcript has 4 exons.
ACCCGCAUUCCCCAACCCGACCCGAGUCAUCUCUAACACGCCCAGCCCAAUUGAAGUCCAUUUCAAAAAAAUUCAACAUCCUUAAACCCUCUCUCAAAACCCCUGCAAAAAAACCCUUUUGGUCACUGAAUUGCAGCAUAAUGGGCAACCAACGAUUUGGCAGAAAACGAGGUAUGAAGAGAAGAUAUGAAGAGAAGCCUUCAGCGAAGAGUCAGAAUGUGAAGAAAAAUGGUCGCUAUAGUAGAGAAGAAAAGCUCAAUAGAAACCCCUCUCCAAGUGCCUCAGAUGAUUCAGGAGAAGAAAACUCAGAGAUAGCUUCGGAGGAAGAAGUGGAAGCACAAAAUGAGGAAGAAGAUGUUAUGGCUUAUAAGGAGCCAACAAUGUAUGAUAGUUUGUUGGAGUCGUUGAGGACAAAACGAGGAGAAUAUAACACAGACUCAGAAGAAAGUGGAGACGAUGUUGAGGAAGCUCAUGGUGCCUCUGAUGAUGGCAAUGAAGGUAAGGCCUUAAGGACUAGUUGGAAUUUGCAUUUUACUCUUCGUUGUUGUGGAAGUUAUUCCUUGAUGUUUUCCUUAUCAGAAAAAAAGUUAUUGCCUGAUGCUUUAGUUAUCGAAAGUUAUUGCUGGAUGUUUCAUGUUCUUUAUUUGCUCUUAUAAUCCACAGUCUUUGAG